CUUUAUUUAUUUACUUUGUGCCAGAUUGAAUUUAUAGGCAGCGUUAUGGUUGACGAUAGCACCAGAAAAACCUUGAGCAACAUUCCACUACUGCAAAUACGUGCUGGUCCGCGUGAGAAGGAUGUUUGGGUGCAGAGACUGAAAGAGGAAUAUCAAGCACUCAUCAAGUAUGUGGAGAACAACAAGCAGUCUGGCAGUGAUUGGUUCCGCCUCGAGUCCAACAAAGAGGGCACCAAAUGGUUCGGCAAAUGCUGGUACAUGCACAAUCUGCUUAAAUACGAAUUCGACGUUGAGUUCGACAUUCCAGUGACGUAUCCAACGACUGCACCGGAAAUAGCCCUUCCAGAACUUGACGGCAAGACGGCUAAGAUGUAUCGAGGCGGUAAGAUUUGCCUAACGGAUCACUUCAAGCCACUGUGGGCACGUAAUGUGCCCAAGUUUGGCAUCGCACAUGCUAUGGCCCUCGGCCUGGCGCCCUGGUUGGCCGUAGAGGUGCCAGACCUCAUUGAAAAGGGCAUAAUUACGUACAAGGACAACUGUUGAGGCUCCAACUGCAACUGCAGAUGAUCUGGCUAGUUAUUUUUUUUUUUUAUUAAUAUGACAAUUUACUAUGAACAAAAUUGUAUAUAAAGGACUUAUGAUUUUUUUACGUUUUGUAUUGCGGUGCCAGUUAAGCAACUGCACAUUUUAUUAGUAAAAUUCCAAUAAAUCAAAUGAGCUCAA
Molecule: messenger RNA, 723 nt
Organism: Drosophila navojoa
Lineage: Eukaryota; Metazoa; Arthropoda; Insecta; Diptera; Drosophilidae
Gene: Ufc1
Product: Ubiquitin-fold modifier conjugating enzyme 1
Biological process (GO): protein K69-linked ufmylation
Cellular component (GO): cytoplasm
Molecular function (GO): UFM1 conjugating enzyme activity
Source: RefSeq, a predicted model, not a curated record